Messenger RNA from Eleginops maclovinus (Patagonian blennie), 1412 nucleotides. RefSeq lists its product as uncharacterized. The coding region runs from base 439 to 1104 and encodes 221 amino acids. NCBI's taxonomy places the organism in Eukaryota, Metazoa, Chordata, Actinopteri, Perciformes, Eleginopidae. The record is from RefSeq and is a predicted model, not a curated record. The transcript is spliced from 2 exons.
CGCUCUCUCCCUGUUCCUGGUCGGCCCUGGUCCCACAUUGGCCUUGAUUUUGUGACUGGUCUUCCCCCCUCUAAGGGCCACACUGUAAUACUCACCGUUGUGGACAGAUUUUCGAAGGCGGUUCACUUCAUUGCGCUUCCUAAGCUCCCCACUGCCACAGAGACUGCCCAGCUGCUUGUGCAGCAUGUCGUUCGCCUCCACGGGAUUCCCGCUGACCUCGUCUCCGACCGUGGUCCCCAGUUCGUUUCCCAAGUGUGGAAGGCCUUCUGCCGAGCGCUGGGGGCCUCUGUCAGCCUGUCAUCAGGGUACCAGCCGCAGACUAAUGGGCAGGCUGAGAGAGCCAAUCAGGACCUCGGAACCGCGCUGCGUUGUGUGGCUGCGCGCAACCCCUCGGCUUGGAGUGACCAUCUCUCUUGGAUCGAGUAUGCCCACAAUUCCAUGUCCUGUGCUGCCACCGGCAUGUCCCCGUUCGAAUGCUCCCUGGGAUACCAGCCACCCUUGUUUCCUGCUCAGGAGGAUUACAUCUCCGUCCCCUCGGUCCAGCACCAUCUCCGCCGUUGUCGCAGGACGUGGAGGGACGCACGCACCGCUCUGCUGCGCUCCGCAGAGCAGAACCGGCGCAUUGCUGAUCGCCACCGGGCUCCCGCUCCUGCCUAUCGGGUGGGUCAACAGGUGUGGUUGUCCUCUAGGGAUCUCCCCUUACAAACUGGCUCCAAGAAGUUAACCCCUCGUUUUGUUGGCCCUUUCCCUAUUAUUUCCGUCAUCAAUCCCUCAGCGGUCACACUCAAGCUGCCUCCAGCCAUGCACGUCCACCCCACCUUCCAUGUCUCUCGUUUAAAGCCAGUCUCCACCAGUCCCCUCUCCCCCCCGGACGUUCCCCCCCCACCUCCCCGUUUGACUGACAACCACCCAGAUUACACCGUCCGGCAGUUGCUGGACAUUCGUCGUCGGGGCAGGGGGUAUCAGUACCUCGUGGAUUGGGAGGGUUAUGGGCCAGAGGAAAGGAGCUGGGUUUCGCGGGGCCUCAUCCUCGACCCCUCCCUCAUCCGGGAUUUUCAUCGGGCUCACCCAGAGAGGCCUAGGCCGCCUGGAGGCGUCCAUUGAGGGGAGGGUACUGUUGUGGUCACAGCAGUCUGCUGUGUUUUUCCUCCUCCUGGGUUUGCCACUCCCCCUGUCGGUCUCACUUCACACCUGGCCGUCAUCUGCAAUCAUGCUCACCUGGUCGUCAUCUCCAAUCAACUCCCCUUCAUAAACCCUUGGAUUCCCUGCUGUCGGUGCCAGAUCGUACUUCGCUCUACAGUGUUAUCCGGAUCACGCACUCCAGCUCGCCUGCCUCACCCUCCCCCCGGCUUCCGCGUCCUCUACCUGCUCCUCCACCUCACUCAAUAAACCCCCUUGCAUCAAUUCAACAA